Molecule: messenger RNA, 329 nt
Organism: Caenorhabditis elegans
Lineage: Eukaryota; Metazoa; Nematoda; Chromadorea; Rhabditida; Rhabditidae
Gene: C02E7.6
Exons: 2
Coding region: 36-248 (70 amino acids)
Source: RefSeq, marked reviewed
UAAGCAGUCCUCACAGCUGUCUCAAAUCUAAAAUCAUGCGUUUCUUCGUUAUCUUCACCUCCAUGGUCGCCGCCACUUCCGCUUUCUUGUUCCCAUCCGGAGGAGGUGGAGGAUGCGGAUGUGCCCCACCACCACCACCAGCAUGUGGAUGCGGAGGAGGAGCUGCUCCACCACCAGCAUACGUUGCCCCAGCCCCAGCCUACGCUGCCCCAGCCGGAGGAGCCUACGCUGUCGGAGGACGCAAAUAAGCGAAUCUUUUGACUUCAAUACAGUUUCUGUACAUUUGGAAAACUGAUAUGAAAUAAAUAUUUUUCUUUUGAAACACCACU